AUGCAAAAUUGGGAAAUAAUAGACGACUACGAUAUUGAAAAGGAAAAUGAACACAAAAAAAAUAGCAAUAUCUUAUCAGAUUUGCUCAAUGAUUAUGAACUCGAAAACGAUUUUAUGAAAAAAAAUAUUGAUCAGCAGCUUGAGGAAAUUAAUCAACUUAUUAAAGAAGUUAAUCAAGAAAAGGUAGAUAUUUUAAAUUCUUUUCCAUCUUGUUCAUUGGCAAUAAUUAAAAGUUUGAUCAGAAACGAUGAUUUAGAUGAUGAAAAUAUGGAUAUCGACCAAAUGUCGCUCUCAAGCAGUGAGUUACAUUCCAGCAACGACUCUCCUUUGUUCGAAGCCCAAACAAAUAUGGACCUACAUCAAAGUCUCACUGACUCUCCAGGUAGCAUGAACAUAUCAGAUUUUCUCUAG
Messenger RNA from Cryptosporidium ubiquitum, 411 nucleotides. RefSeq lists its product as uncharacterized. The transcript has a single exon. Bases 1 to 411 code for a protein of 136 amino acids. The record is from RefSeq and is a predicted model, not a curated record. NCBI's taxonomy places the organism in Eukaryota, Apicomplexa, Conoidasida, Eucoccidiorida, Cryptosporidiidae.